AUGAAUGAAAAUCCUAUUGUCAUAUGCACACCCACCUCGUGUCCAACUAUUUCCAGUUCUAGUUGCGGUUCGUCAUUUGAAACAUCUGUUUGUUACUCAGGUAUUCCAUCUGUUGCUGUUCCAAUUGUGUCUGGUUUGUCUUCAAAUGUUCUAUGUUCCUCUGCUUUAUCUGUUUCUUCAACAAUUUCAUCUAAUCCGCCUCCCUCCUUGUCGCUAACGUCUUUGCAAAAUCCUGUCAGUGGCUUGAACUUGAACAUACCUUCGUCUAGUCACACUCCAGUAAUUUUACCACCAUCUGCGUCAUUGUUAGUUCAUUCUAUUAAUCCUUCGAACAAUUCAAAUUCUGAGAUUCAUUCGAUCUCUCCAAUUACUAGUAGUUCCUUAGUUAUAAAUGACUUUGGAAAUUCAAACAUAACUGUUCCUAUGACAUGUAAAAAUGAGUUUUUGAAUGCUAGCAUAGCUAAUUCUAGUUUUUCAUACGAUUCCAUGUUGCCAGUUGAAUCAUCUACGAUUUGUCCAAAUCCAAAUUUCUCGACGAUUCCUAACCAAACAAUAGAAGUUAUUGAUCCAACACAAAACUUGUCGUCUUCCAUAUCUGGGUCCACACCAGUCACAUUAGCCCUACAAUCUAACAUGUUAAAUUCCAACCAAAUGCACUCAGAAAAUGUUUCAAGUUUCAACGGAGAAUCUGGGAUUCGUCCAGUUACCAACCCAACGUUGCCACCGUGUUUUCCUCUAAAUUUGAUGCCAAUUAGUCCGAAUGGUGACUUUCCAGCUGCACAAAUUAAUUUUCCAGGUUUACCACCAGUUCUUCUUCAAGUCUUACCAUUACCAGGUGUUAAAAUGGGGGAACAUUACACAAUCAACGUUCCAACGCAGUUAAUUUGGGAUGGUAUAUCUAGCGCGUUAGCUAGUGGAGGGACUGUCAAUGGUGGACCAAUAAUUUUAUCGAUCACACCUACACCUUUACCAUCACAUUCAGUCUCUUCCAUGUCUACGAUACCCACCUCCUCCUAUACUGUGACAAAUCAAACACCCACACCUGCUUCUUUAUGUGGAUCAUCUAAUGGGUUUAUCAAUUCAACCCUUUCUCAGGUUGGAGUUCCCGUCUCAACACUUGUUCCUUAUUCUACACUUUCUGUUGGUCCUGUAACUACUACAGUAACUACAGCCAGUGUUAUGAGUACUAAACUUCCAGGAGUUAUUAUUAAUCCCCUGCUUUCCAAUCCUGUCAGCGCUGCCGGAGGAGCCAAACGUAUGAGAGCUAUCGCUCCGAAACCAUCAAACGUAAGUUCUGUUGCUACACUGGGAGUAAAAGCUACAUCCGCUUCGACUGCGAUAUCGAAAAGUGGGAUAAAGCGUCAUGGUCUUGUUACUGCUAUUUCAAGUAUGAACGGGAUUAUAUCAAACAACACUUCCUUGCAAAGUAGUCAUGCAAGCAUUCCCAAUAUUGGGACAGUUACUGGCGUACAGACACCUCCAAAACUGUUGCAUUCAGCUUCUAGAAAGGUAUCAUUACCCUUAGUUAACUUUAGUUCCUCUUUCGUACGGUCAGGUCGAGGUAGGCGUCGCUGUGCUGUUGGACAACAGUCGGUUUCUACCACGUUUGUUACUAGUGCUCACGCUUCUCCCAUAUGUAUAACAAACUCUGUUAACUCAGCUAUGGGAAUCAGCGCUGAUACCAGUAAUAUUUGUUCUUUGCCAACUCCAGUUUCCUUGCCGUUAAGUAGUCCAUCAGCAUUGUCUUCGUUUUACAGCACACAACCCAUUUUUGUACCACCAACUACAAAUCCCGGACCAGUUUUACCACAUGGAGCCAUUCCACCAACCUUUCUUUUUGGUAAUCCAUUACAUAACGCACCACCAAUCACAAUGCCAAACGGCGUAGCUCCUUUUCUUUUUCAAUCACCCCUCCCUAUAUCUAAUAGUUGCUCACAAUUCUCGAAUUCCGUAUUCAGUCCUGCUACAUGUACUGUCUCAAUUUCUCCGUCAACGUCGUGUCCGUUAGCGGUUGUUCGGUCUCUACCAUCUGUCAGUUCUGCGACUAUAUUUGCUGCCAGUAAUGGGCCAACAAUGGCUUCUCUCGAUCCUGCUACUGGGCUUUUAACGUACUACCCCUCGUCAUGCAUUCCUAUGAAUAACUCAUAUCCCCCUACAAUAUCUUCUAGUGACUCAUCAAUUAAUAUAUCAUCUGUAUGCUCUCAGCCGAAUCAGACAAUGGGUCUUCAGCCCUCUUCACAGCCCGGACCGGUCAUGUAUCCUUUUCAGACCCAACAUCUCCUUUCGAAUCAAAUUAUCCCAACUAUUUUUCCAAAUAUACCUACCGAUAUAGCUGGUGCAAAUACCUUUACUGACCAUGCAACAUUCUUACAAUCAUUUGCACCUAGUUUGAUAGAUAGUUCUUGCAUAUCAUCCAAUGUACAGAUAUCUUCAGAAUCCACUAUUGUCCAGAGUCAAAUGGCUUGUCAAAAUGCUUUUCUUACGUCAGCUGGCAACUUUCAUAACAAUGGUAAUAAUGGAAACAUUCCCGUUUUUCCGCCACUACCCGCUUCAUCGAUCACGUUACCCAACUUGGAAGUCACCACAAGCAUAUGCGAAGCCAAUGGACUUAUAGAGGACGAUACUUGUUUAGCUAAAGAUGACCUCAUUAGUCUUGCUUGGCACCUAACGCAAAUGGAGGAUGAUUUUGAAGCGCAUGAAAAACAAAAUCAAGAUGUUCUAAUGAGUCAAACAGAAGAUGAGCAUAAUGGCAUGUUCGAAGAUUUCCUCCAGGUCUAUUCACAAAGUGCGACGGCUUUUAACUUCAAUUCAGACAUGACGUGCCAGGGUCAUAUUCUAAGUCAAUCUUCUGUUAAUACUGGUUCUGAUGUUUUAGACAAAGAUGUAAUUCUUUUAGACAGUGGACCGGAUUAUAGAGCUGAUUUCGAAAAUCAAGAUAAUGGUACUCACUUAUCUUGUUCAAACGAAGAAAGCACAGGAAAUGCAGAUAUUGAUGCUUUACUUGCUGCGGCUGCUAUGGUUGGUGCUGCGAGUGGAGUUGGGGAUGCCCAAUCAGCUGUCGCCGUUCCUUUACCAUCUUCUACCCUGGCAUCAGUAACUCAUCAAAAUGCACUUUCUUCGGAAUGCGAUUCUUCUCAUCCAGAGAGUGGAGAUAAUAUCCAUGGCGAUAUUCACGCAACAUUCAAUAGUUCUUUGCUACCUACUCAUUCCACCAGUUGUAAACUUUCACCACUUCUUAAUCCUAGUAACGUGGAAGACUCAGUUGACGGCUUAAAAGAAACAAAACCUGAUGAUCUCUUACCAAGCGAUUUGUUCGAUGAUUUCUCUAAGACGGAGGUAAAUGGCCAAUUUGUGAAUGAAACAUCUGAUUCAGUGAACGAAUUCGAUGAUGGUUAUGAACCCACAAGUUUGGCAGCAGUUCUUGGUUGUAAUGCUGAAGAUGCUGCUAAUUUAGAAUCGGUUCUAGGUCAAGAAGCUCCAGAUUUGUCUGAUGGUGGAGGUGUUUCAGAUUCUUUUCUUCAUUCUCUUGUCGGUCCCUCACCUACAGUGGAUGACUUAAGUGAGCAGAAUAAUUCAGUUAAUAUUUUUGAUACUGAUUUUCACUCUUCUCAUGAACCGGAACAAAAAACUGAAAAUGAUUUGGGUUUUCACUCAGUAGAUGAUUUUCCUAGUGAUAUCGCUUGCGAUAUGGUUGAGGAUGCAACAAAUACCCUACCUGUAUCAAGGCAAGUUAGAUCGUUACUUCGUGAUGCCAACGCUAUUUCGGUGUCUUCACGCUUUGGAUCACCACCGGGGGGAAGCAAAAGCUUUAAUCAUUUCUUCGAAGCCACUUCGCGACGUCUCAAUAGGUCAUGUAGGUUCACGUCUGAUAUUGAUGAUGACUUCAUUGGUGUAGAUUUUUCUGAUGCAGUAAAUGAAUGCACAACAGCAGAACAGUUUGAUGAAGCCUUAAUGCUGUUAGGACCUCAACCGAAUUCACCCGCUAGUCAGUCCGAAAUUCACAGCGAGAAUACAAUUCCUGUUUCAGUGACUGAUUUUGUUUCUCACAUAGAAGACAAGAUGAAAAACAAUGAAAAUUCAGCAAAAGAUAAAAAGUUGUUACGUAUUGACUGCACAGACCUUACAAUUGUUGAAGCGAGUGAUAUUCAGACAACUGAGUCUAAAAAUGGAUCUCCGCAACAUAAAGUUGACAAUUCAGUAAGAAAUUCAAUAUCAGUCAACGAAUCUACUUCACCGAAUGAAUAUAUCCCUCCAAUGCAAUCAUCUCCAAUCGAUGAGAUUAAGGAAUGUACUACUGGAAGUGGUUUAAAUCAUGACACUGCAGAAAAUACUGAAAGCUACCUGAUCAGUUCCCAAGAUAAUGGCGAUCCAGUAACAUUAAUAACUACGCAGUCUCAGCAAAUUGUUGUUGACGAUGACAUUAUAAAAAAUACUAAUACACCAACUAACGACGAUGCAGGGUUUUUACCACCUGAGGAGAAAACUGAGUUGGUCGACUUAUUACCAUCUAUAUUAGAGGAAAAAUCCGUAUCAACAAAUAGUUCAACUUUACCCUCACAAGAUAAACCUAUUACACAAGACUCAAUCUCAGUUCUAGAUACUUUUGUUAAUUGUCACUGUGAUCUCUCUAAAAUCCCUGUUCUAACAAAUUCAACAUAUCCAGUGUGCUGUAAUCUCCCAAGGCGUCCCCAGUCUGUUAGUCCGAAGUUCCAAUUCGGUGUCAAGGAUAUUCGUUCUCCUGAAUAUAGUUCUAACUUGCCACCCCGCCCUCAAAGCUUGCCUAAUUUUAUUUCCCUUUCACAGUUUGAUAUAAUUGAGGGAGCAGAAAACAUAUCAAAAUCUUGUGCUUCUAAUUCAUUUUCAUCUUGUGACAUUGCCACCUCGACAAUAUGUAUGUUUAAACCAGAUAUUUAUUUUGACAAUAAAAGACCAUGUUCUGCCUUUUCCUCUGAUCAGAAUAUAUCAGUAAAUACAGAAGAUAUAGUGUCCACCAAUAUUUCUAUCCUUGGAGUUCUCGCUUCAUCAUCUGCCCUAGUAGAGGCUGUUGCAGACUUGGACGGUGAUUCUGAUAUUUCACCUAUCAAAUCAAGCAUAGAAGGAUUAGCCUCACUUGAUCGGAUGUUAAAAAGUUGUCAGCGUCGUAGUCAACAAACUCUUGAGUCUACGAGAAAUGCUUCUAGCAGUUCUGAAAGCGCUAUGGUUUCAUCUUCUCAAACUUCAAGUGUAUCUCAGAGCUCAUCGUUGAAAACAGUAGGCAUAUAUGGGGCUUCAAAUAGUGAGUUUUCGGAUUGGAAGAAUAUCGAUGUUGCCAGUGAGUCCGAAAUAAUUCACGGCGAUAAUACUCAUGUAAGUAGUUUACUGUCAGUCAGUAGUGAUCACAUUUCUAACAAUAUCAAUUCUGGGCAAAUACAAUUCAAAAACUCCAAUAAUGUUCACUCCAGACGUGGCCGACGAAAACGCGCUAGUAAUAAGAAACCACAUUUAUCGCACUUGAGAAGAAAUCCAAUGAAGACGAAUUGUAAAUCAAAUCCCUCUACUAAUGAAUUAAAUGCUUCUCAGAGUGUCGCUCCGUCUCUAAAUGAGUUUAAUCAUUUCCAAAAACAGUCAGAUAACUAUCCUACCAAGGAAAUUACUACCAAUGAUCUUCUAGAACUGGCUGCAAGACGUCCUCAUUCCUUUGGGUUAUCUUCGGUAGACGGUGAGUUAUCAAAUGUCCCUAAUCCUCCCAUUUAUCCGGAGUUCGAAUGUCAUCUACCACCCUUGGUCCUAGCUACUGGAGUGUCCUUAUUUCCAGAAUCGUGUUUACAUUCUGAUGUCUGUUCGUCUGGUGACGAUUCAUGUUCCACAAUCCCAUCUGCUCAUAAGUUAAAAGUUGAACCAGAUGAAGCAGCUGUUGCUAAACCUAGUCAUGAUGAAGACAUUAUCUCUUCUUCAACACCACGACUUCAUACCCGAGAGUUUAAUAAACGAAAAAAACGUGGUAGACACAUCAAUAGAACAAAACCUCUUGACAAACCCCAAAUUAAUUUACCUACAAUGACAGAAGGCCAUCGUUCACGUCUUGAUUUUGAUAAAAAUAAUUUUAUUGGAGUAAAUCCAAACUUUUCAAAGCAAUUUGGGUCACUGGAUGAAGCACCUUUUGAACGUUUCUUACACGAUACGAAACUACAAACUUUUGCUGCAUUAAAGUCAAAUUCUUGUGAAGUUGUGCCUAAUCUAAAGUCUAAUUUUAGUUCUUGGUGUGAGCCAAAUCAAAACGUUUUGUUAUUUGGCAGACCGUGCGAUGAACAGUCUGUCUCUGGAGACUGUGACUCAAUCUCUACUCAAAAUAUGGAUUCUGAAAAUCAUUUCAAUGAUACCCGAUCGACAAUAGAAGAGGUUCCAGAAAGUUCUUCAGUCUUGUCGUCAGAAACCAAUGGCAAUCAUAUUUUUGAUGAACCAGUCUCUACUAGUUGCGAGUCAAGCAAAAGUUCUAUAACCUCUCGUCAACUGGUUUUUUCUACUCCUGUAUCACAUACGUUCAACACUCUUUGUACGCCUGCUUCGUUCUGUUCUGUACCAAAAUCUCAUAGUCCUUUCCAAAGUUAUAUUACUCCUUUACCGAUUACCACAGCGGUUAGUCAGUCGAACUCUUUAUGUGAUAGUAGCUCUUCAACCAGUCAUUCACUUGAAAAAGUGUUUCCUACUGUUUCACCUUUACUCAUUAACAGAAAUGUGGGAAUUACCGGUAGCUUUGCUGGGGCUGCAGCCUUUCGAGCAACUAGCUUUAGUGCAUUGGCAGCUAAAGUUGAAAAGAACAGUGUUGGGAAUGAAUUCCAACUCAAUAAUACCCCAGAAACUCUUUGGAGAAAUGUGACAUUCGCAGACUUGGCAAAGUCCGCCUCUUCAGAAUCCAAAUCUAAGGAAACUUCUCAAACCAUUACCAACGUUCCUAGUUCAUUUGCGUGCAACUCCUCUUGGUUCGUUGAUAAAUCUCUUCAAAUCGAUGCCUCUGCUUUGCAACCGAAACCAUUAUUUCAACCCAACUUUCUACUUCCAACAUCAAGUAAAAGUCCAGAAAAAUCAACUUUGUUACCAGCCACUAUCUUUACAUCUCCACAAGCUUCGCCAAAUCACUUUCAUAACCAACCUUCCUUCAAUGAUUCAAGUAACCCCCCAAAAUCACCACUAUCCAAGUCGAGUUCUCCUGAAAGUUUUAAAAAACGCUUGAAAUGCAUUUCUUCAUUGCCAAGAAAAACGAACAGGCGUAAACGAUCAGCUGGCAAACGUCAACGACGUCCCCGUAUUUCUUUUCGCAAGUCUAAUACUAAGAUCGUCGAGCAUAAUUCUAACGAUUUUUACACCGAAGGAAACAAUUUUGUUCCUAGUACGGAUAAUAUUUCUAAUCAUUUAGUUACAACAGUGAAUAACGAAGCUCAACAUCAUUGUUCUGACUCAAAGAAACCCUCGGUAGAUGAGCAUAAUAAAUCCGAAAACAUUCUUUCUAGUUCUGUUUGCUUGACACCUGAAAACACAAAUGCACCUUCAGACUCUAAUGUGGUAGAAUAUUCUACUUCUCCCACAAUUAUAAUGAAUGAUUUGUCGGUUAUUCCAAAUGUACCAGUCGUAGUUGUUGACAGUGCAGAUAAAGAUGACAAUCGUUUAUCCUCUGUUUCUCCGAUUGUGCUGUUACCCGAUGUUAACUGUGAACAGUCAUUAAGCGUUCCUGUUGGUGUUGAAGAUUAUGUAUCCCACUCCAAAGUUGUUACUUCUGUUAGUGAAAGUCUAAUAGAUCCACUUGAUAGUUUUGUACAUGUUCGUUCCGAAAACGCAACAGGCCAAACAAAUUCGCCCCAGCCAGAUGUACUUCAAGAUAAAAAUGUUGAUUCUUUAUAUCCUGAUUCAUCGUCUAAGAAUAUCGUAACUGAUAAUGACGACCAGCUGUCACACCCCCCAAUUAAAUUGCGUCUUAACUUGAAAUUAGCUGCACUCAAAUCUAAGUCAAAGAAAAAGAAGCGUAAAAAAAUCCAUUUCGUUAAUCCAGUCAGUGAAACUAAAUCCAACUCAAUUGUAGAGAUGACAAAUGAUCCUCCGAAUCGUUCACUGAGUAUUCGUCUUGUAAACAAAAUUCCCAUUGUCAAAGAAAUCUCCAAAUCUGGUCCCAAUAAUUCAAGCAGGAAACGAAAGAAGAAAAGCGAAAAAACAAGCAUUCAUUGUAAGGGUCCUAGAAAUCUUACCAUUAUAAUGGAUAGUAAUCUACAAUGUCAAAACCCCCCAAAGACUUUACGAUUGGAUGAGACAUCAUCUCCAAUUCAUAAUGUUCACAUCACACAAUCCAGUCAAGCUGUGCCUAGUGUUGUUCUUCCUGGUGUCACGCUAAAGAAGAAUACACCUGUUCAUCCCUUGUCAACUAAAAAGAUUUUCUCUACUGCAAGACAAGAGCGUCGAAGUAACUAUGCCCAGUUGGCGCGGCCUUGGCGUGCUAAUCUUUCAACCUCUCCUCGGAAGCGAAGCACUGCAGUAUCUACUCGUCGGCAUGUUGCUAGUGUAACACGAUCCCACAGCCGUCUUAUUAGUGCUUCUAGUGGUGCAUCAUCGGCUGACCAUAAACAGCUGAAUGUUACAUGUGCUCCAGAAAACGUGUUUGCUAAAAAAGCCUCAAAUGAUGAUGUUGAUAAUUGUUGUGAUAAUAGUCAAUCCUAUUCCAUCACCAAUUUUACUGGGGUGCAAGAAAUUCCUAAGACGGAACGCCCUGAAUCCCACCCUUUACGUUUAAUUAUUCGUUUGGGAAAGCCCGUGAAUCCAUCAAAGGAGGAACUUUUUCAUCAACCUGUAAUUUCUCCUGUAGAUGUCCAGGUAUCUUCUGAUAUCUCGUCUAAUUCUUCUCAAGCUUCAAACGACAUAGAUCCUCAAGAUGAAAAUGUAAAUUUUCCCAUAUUAUCAAGACAGUCCAACGUUAAAAACGAUAGUUCUGUUGAGGAAUUAACUGAGUUUUGUGUAGCGAGUGAAGCAGAAACCUUUAUGGAUCCUAAUCAGUUUCAAAUUCAUAGAAUCCUGAACCGAGCCCUCCCCAUGAGUUCUGGACUUGUUGGCUUGUACAUACCGUCACCAAACGAAGAUGAUGAUAAUGGAGAUGGUUGUGGUAUGGUCGGAAGAACGCUUGAUUCUGAACAUCGGUUUCGAAUGACAGAUCAAUCAUUCCAUUUUUCUCAAGCUUGUCACGAAAAUCGCGCAACUCCGGUUGCUCCUCAAAUAGGAUGUACUGCUGGUUUGUCAAGCAGGAAAGAAGUGAAACCGUUAAAAAACCACAGACGUAGCAAAAAAAGCAUGAAAAGUACUCGAUACCGAUAUGGAAGACAUAAGAGUGCUUUAGCAGAUGAACACAGCCUGGAUCAGUCAUCAAAAUUACAUGUUCAGUGCAUGAAGAAUUUUGAAAAACAUUGUGUUUUAGAAAACAACAAUGAUCUUGAUUUCUUUCAUGAUCAACCCUCGCAUUUGUCUAACAACUUAAGUAUUCACUCAACAAACGUUUCAGAAUCCAACUCGGUUGCUUGUGAUCAAAUCUACAAUCCAUCCAAAUUUACUCAUAGCUCUCCUGAACCAAUGAAUCCUGCACAAAUUACAAAAUGUAAUUCUGAAGGUAAAUCAGACUCUACUCAAAUGAAAUUCUUGUGGUCCAAGGCAUAUGUUUCAAACUUAAAUAUUGGAGAAAAAGAACAUCCUAGUAUUUCUGCGCUGUCGCGAAACGAAGAAAUGAGACUCAACAAUUCUUACAGUUCAAAUGGCGUUACCAUUCCUAGUGAUCAUUUGAAUAUGGGACUUCUAAAAUGUGAUCCAAAAUUCCUAAUUGAUGAAAAUAAUAUGUAUUCAGAUCCUCCUUAUUCACAACAAGCUUUUUGUAGCUCCGUUCAAACUAGAGUCUUCGAAGUUUACAACAAUGGGAGUUAUACGAAUGGAUCUUCAGGUUCUGGUUUUGGAGGGUCAUGUAGCCAUACGGGAAGUGCUAAUUCGAUUCCAGCCCCAAGUACCGGCAGUCCAGCACCAUUAAGUUUGGGUCCAGCUCCUGGAAGUCAACCGGAAUACUCUAGUAAUUGUACUGGGAGUUUGAAUGAAUCUUUGUGUGGUCCAUUAUCCCCUUUAUCCGUCAAUCGAGAUUUCCAUUGCAGUCCUGUUUCGUCAAGAUUUGACUUGUCAGCACCUAUUUAUUUAGAAACUCAACCAGUAUCCCAUAUUCCUUAUUCCCAAUGUCAUGAAAGUCGUAUUUCUGGAUCGUGUUGA
Messenger RNA from Schistosoma turkestanicum, 10257 nucleotides. NCBI's taxonomy places the organism in Eukaryota, Metazoa, Platyhelminthes, Trematoda, Strigeidida, Schistosomatidae. The record is from the annotation of a GenBank genome assembly.